Molecule: messenger RNA, 1233 nt
Organism: Xenopus laevis (African clawed frog)
Lineage: Eukaryota; Metazoa; Chordata; Amphibia; Anura; Pipidae
Product: olfactory receptor 6N1
Exons: 1
Coding region: 202-1233 (343 amino acids)
Source: RefSeq, a predicted model, not a curated record
AUAUAUUGGGACCAACGGUAUCUGCCAGUAAUGCUGAUUAUGGUUUAUUGUCAUUAAUUGUGCCUUAGGGCCCCUGACCCUCCUGAGAACACACGGCAGCUUCUUGCUUCAAGAGGUUCAGGAAGGUAUUUAUAGGGCACCCACAUGCACUGGCUAAACCUAAAUUUCACAUGAAACACUAAAGAGGCUACUAAGCAAAGAAUGAGUCUGCAAUGCACUGAUAAAGCAGGAAUCCAAUAUAGUGAAGCUCUUUGGGUUGCACUGAGCCACAGAGGGGACAGGAUCAAACAAAACAUGGAGAAUGUGUUCAACACCAGCACCAGUUUUAUCCUCCUUGGCAUUGAGGAGAUGGAACAUUAUAAAUAUCUGUACUGUGGCUUUGCGCUUGUCACCUACCUACUCAUAUUGCUGUUUAGCUCCCUGAUCAUCUCUGUGGUUCUGCUGGAAGAAAGCCUCCAUGAGCCCAUGUACACUCUCAUAGCCAACCUCAUGCUAAAUGGGAUAUUUGGGGCUUCAUGCUUCCUCCCAAAGUUAAUACUGGACUUGUUCUUAUCAACCAAAGUGAUCUCAAGAGACGCCUGUUUCAUUCAGUCCUUCUCUGUGACCCUUUUUGCCUUAUGUGAGAUCUCCACAUUCACCAUCAUGGCGUACGACACCUAUUUAGCCGUGUGCCACCCAUUACACUAUCCCACCCUAAUGACCAAUAAAACUGCUCUGAAACUUAUUGUAGGAUUUCUGAUCUUCAAUAUCACCUGUUUAUUGAUUAACAGUCUGCUGUCUGCCAGGCUCCCUCUGUGUGGGUUUUACAUUAACAACUUCUUUUGUGAUAAUGUGUCCAUCUUUAUCCUGUCCUGCGUCGAUAACUCAAUCAACAAGUUAUAUUCGGCCACAGUGUUUGCAAUCUAUAUCCUGGCCUCCAUGUCAAUCAUUGCCUAUUCCUAUGUGCGGUUACUUCUCAUCUGCUUUAAGAUCUCCAAGAGCGCCAGUAAGAAAGCCAUUCACACCCUGGUGACCCACUUCUCCAACUUUUCCAUUUUCUUGGUGGGAGUUUUAUUUAUAUUUAUCCGAUACAGACUCGAGAACAUUAACCUUCCUCUGGUUUUCCACAUUCUGCUCUCUAUAACUGGCUCUACCAUUCCUCCUUUUUUUAACCCCCUCAUAUAUGGAAUAAGGACAAAAACACUGAAAAUUAAAGUGAUUUCCCACUUUCAGAAAAUAAUCGUGGAAAAAUGA